AUGCGGUAUUUACGGAAUGUCUUGGUGAACUUUGCUGGCGCAAAAACAAAAUUAAAGAAAGGACGCUUUAAUCCUGUAAUUGAAGAGAAGCGCGUAUCAUUGGUUUUUGUAAAUUACGCCACUUUAUAUACUUUGUUCUAUAAAGACUACAAUAUUUUCAAUUCUGAAGGUGAUAGGUUUACCAGCGUACAUGACAUCAAGGACACCCAAGGCAAACAGUUUGUUUUCAAAAACUUUUUUGAUAGGUGUACAGUAGAUCGAAUAAUGAAAGAGCAAAAGAUGACUUUUGGCUUCUCAUUGUACUACUCUAAUCGAAAGAUUAUGCUGCUUUGGGGAAAUUCAUUCGAGUACAACAGAAUGAAUCUUGGUAGAUCUUUUCGCGCAAAGGAGAAGUCUAAUCACCCAUGGGAUACCAAAUUGAUGUUUGCUCUCAACAAAGCAAGGCAUAGGCAGUCUUUACCGAUAUCGACAAAGUCACUUCAAAUACCAGAUAAAAUGAAGGCAGAUCUAAAAAAUAAUCGUUUGUUGAUUCAAGAAGUGGAUCCUGGAAUUGUGACAACGGCGGCAAUUAGUUGUGUGAAAUCAUCUACUCUAUUUGAAAGCCUCAACCGAUUUCAAAUGUUGAAAAAUCAUGAGCCGUGCACAAUACCAAUAUCUAACCAAAAGGAGAAGAAGAAGAAAUAUGACAUAGAAAAGAAUAGAUUCACUAGAAAAAUCCGUCUAAACACUUACCAUAAAAAACACUACUCUGUCACAAGAAGAGAUAUUUUUUCUUAUCAUGGUUGGAAGCGAGGUUCCAUUCUUUCUUUUGUCGGUAACUGGUCCGGAAAAGGAGCAUACAUCCGUGGGCAUACACGACGAAGCAUGAAACCGAUUCUGAAUCGACUUAAUUCUGUGGCUGAUGAUUAUAUCGCUGUAAUAGAUGAGUUUAAGUCGACCAUCACUUGUAGCUCUUGUUUUGAAGUCACCACGAAACAAGUCGUGAGAGUUGGAGUGUUGUGA
This is a messenger RNA of Mucor mucedo, 1002 nucleotides long. RefSeq lists its product as uncharacterized. The transcript has 4 exons. Bases 1 to 1002 code for a protein of 333 amino acids. Lineage: Eukaryota; Fungi; Mucoromycota; Mucoromycetes; Mucorales; Mucoraceae. The record is from RefSeq and is a predicted model, not a curated record.